CAUUUUUCCCAAACCCAUUACCAACGGUCAGAAAUGCGGCAAAUGCCUCUCUCCUCCAGUCCUCCUGUAAAAAUCCUACUCACGGAACCCCAAAUUGAAAUCCCUAACGGCUAACAAUGUCGAUUAUCUUUCAAUCUCGCAUGUUUACGACUGAACAAAGAGAACCCUACUAGACUUUUGCCUCCGUUCCUGAUCUGUCCAUCCCAGAGUGCUGUCUUCCUUCCGCUGCUGUGCUCAACGAAUUUAUGUUGUCAGAAAGCCUCCCUUUUCUCCCCGGAUUUCGUUGCCGCAGUACAAUAUUCAGGAGCCACAGUUUGCUGGUCGUUGCAUUAAGUCUCCGUCCACAGCUAUCUUGCCCACGCUACUCUGCCAUCCGUACAGCAUCUACUUAAUAUACCCUCUUCUUUUCCCUCAUAUGUUGUUUUAUAUUUAUUCAUCUUGAAUUGUAUAAUUUGACUUGAAGUGGAUCAAAAUUUAUAGUGUUUAUAACUGACACUCUGCACACACUCAACACAGUUCGUGAGAUCUUGAUAUGCAUGCAUGGUACUGCAUAACUUAACUAAGAUUUUAAAAUCUGAGUUUGAGAGAUGACAUAAUACUCAAGGGAUCACUCUUUAGACUAACCUACUGGUAUUCACAAUGUGGAUUGAAAACUUUAUCAUGAAAAGGAUGGUUGUAGAUUGUGGAAGUGUACUUGAUUCUUUGCUAUACAUAUUUGAGAAGAGUAGACUUUAUGAAGUUUAGUCAUUUAGAAAUGCAAUGGACAGUCUUCAGGUUUAACUUCAUGUUAGUCUCAGUUAAAGGGGUUAUUUCCUUUCUAGUGAUCUUGGGAUGAUAUAUUUGUCAUAUUGCCAUGAUGCUGAGGUUCUUGAUUGUUGGGGUUGGCUGGGAUUGCAGUGUUUUCCUUGGCAAAUCACCCUUAAACUACAUGGGCAGAUAUAUUUUUCUUAUCUCAUUUGAAACUUUUGAGGGCUAUUUUGUAUCUAUAACCUUUUCUUUUUGAGAUUUUUCUCUGGUAUUUAUUUUUAUUAUUUUAAGGAGUUCUAUAUCUUCUGUUUUUAUUUCAGAAAACAAAAAUGAGGGAAAUAACAGGUUUUUUUUUUUUUUUUUUGGUGGAUUGAUUGAGAAAUUAACAAGCUGCUUCUUUGAAAAUUAGAAAAUGCUUUUUUAUGUAAUAAGCAGCUUCUUUGAAAAUUAGAAAAUGCUGUUUUACGCCUACAGUUUUCUAAAGGCCCUGUACAUUACUUUUUUCAUAAUUAUUAAUACUGUUAUAUGUUACAUAAAUCUUUUUAAUCUAU
Messenger RNA from Rubroshorea leprosula, 1298 nucleotides. The record is from the annotation of a GenBank genome assembly. Lineage: Eukaryota; Viridiplantae; Streptophyta; Magnoliopsida; Malvales; Dipterocarpaceae.